GCCCCUAAAGGUCUCAAGCAGCCUUUCGUUCCGGAGCUGCGUCUACUCGGCUGUGUGGAAAUCGAUCGCAUAUUUGCGCUACCGCUGCAGAAGGACAACGAUUUGGUGCCAGUGCCGCUCAAUGUUAAAAUUAAAUUGCAACGUGCACGCAACAUGGAUCAGCUGGAACACUUCAUCGAGUAUACGCGCUUCCUGGACAAGGCGCAGCGUUUGCUGUCGGAUGCGCGCGAUCGCCUGCAAGUAGUAGAUCUCAAACUGUCGGAGAAGGAGAAGAAGGACUCCAAGUUUAGUAGUCGCAACAAGUUGCCCGUGGUUAUGCUGCCAUCUGCGGCCGUCGCUGGCGGCCUCAUGGAAAAUGGAUAUGUGCUGCGCAAGAGCGCCAGUUGUGAUGCCUAUGGCAAGGGCGUCGGCGGUGCAGCGGGCGUACUCACCAGCGCCGAAAUCGCUGAGGAGUACAACGAAAUCGAUCACAUUUAUGAUUAUGUGCGUGGUUUGACGCCCCUCUCUAAAGGUUUGACACGGUUUGAGCCCAUCUGCGAAACGCCAACAAUCAAGUCGCAUCACACGGACAGUAGUGGCAACUACUGCAGUCUCAUACGCGUGGGUGCGCAGGCGAGCAGCAAUAAUGCUAACAAUAACAACAAUAACACCAAUAGCUUAAAUGCCAGUGGUGGCAGUAACACUAACCAUAGUGGUGGUGUUGGUAGCGGCAACAAUAAUACCAACAACAACAACAACAACUACAGCAGUUUAGAGUCGGUGAAGCAGGCGAACACAAAUACGAAUAGCAGUCACAAUAGCAGCAAUCAGAGCCACAAUAACAACAACAACCAUAACACAGGUGGCAGCGGGGGUGGUAGUGGUGGUGGUAGCAAUCAUCACCAUCACCACCAUCAUCAAAACCACAGCCACAAUCAUCACCACAGUCACACGCAUCCACAUCCACACGCGCACCCACAUGCGCACCAGUCAGGCUGUGGAGCGAUAGUAAAUCACUACCAUCACAGCCAUGUGCAGGAGGACAUCAAACCAGUGCCACCGCCUAUCGAGACCAUACCAGGAAAGAAGUUGCCAGAGAAGCGGCAACGUCCCACACUACCAAAGCUUUAUCUGAAGAAUACACACAGUGCGGGCAGCAAUACGGCCACUGGUGCGACAGCAGCAGCUGUGGCGGCGGCAGCGGCAACAGGAGCGUCUGCAUCGAGUAGCCAUCAUCAGCAUCACCAUCACUCAACGCAGCCGCAACACCCACAUGCCGGCAAUUCGACGGCCGCUGUGGUGAAUGCUACAGCUGCAGCAGUUGCGGCGCAUCAUGCUCAUCAUCACCAUGGCAGGGUGCUGACUCCUAGCAACAGCAACAGCAACAAUAAUGUUGUACACUCUGCGAACGGGCCACUUAGCGCCGGUAUUCUGGUAGCGAAUAAGGAAUGCAAUCUGGAACCACAGUCGCCACUCUUUCAUAUAAGGUAAGCAUCGGAGCGGGAAACACUUUUAUAGUAGGGAGAGAAAA
This is a messenger RNA of Rhagoletis zephyria (snowberry fruit fly), 1510 nucleotides long. RefSeq names its product probable serine/threonine-protein kinase DDB_G0282963. Lineage: Eukaryota; Metazoa; Arthropoda; Insecta; Diptera; Tephritidae. The record is from RefSeq and is a predicted model, not a curated record. Gene Ontology annotation, molecular function: histone acetyltransferase activity.